Messenger RNA from Anoplopoma fimbria (sablefish), 2210 nucleotides. It is a transcript of the gene galnt9, whose product is annotated as polypeptide N-acetylgalactosaminyltransferase 9. The record is from RefSeq and is a predicted model, not a curated record. Gene Ontology annotation, cellular component: Golgi apparatus. Lineage: Eukaryota; Metazoa; Chordata; Actinopteri; Perciformes; Anoplopomatidae.
AUGGCUGUGGCACGCAAAAUCAAAACUUUGCUGACCGUCAACAUUCUGGUGUUCGUGGGGAUUAUCCUGUUCUCGGUCUACUGCAGGAUCCAGGACCGAUCCGAGGAGCUCAUCCAGAUAGGGCGUGUGUCUGACCAGAGGCUGCGAGCCAGGAAUGGCAAAGUUUCCAACUUGGUGGACAGGCAGUCUAUUCUCCAGCGGCUGGAGAGGCUGGAGGAUGUGGUCUACAACCAGUUAAACGGUUUGGCGAAGCCCAUAGGUCUAGUUGAGGGACCCGGAGGCCUUGGCCAGGGAGCUGCUGCCACUCUGGGAGAGGACAGUCAUGAUGUGGAGGGGAAAUAUGAGGAGUACGGCUACAACGCUCAGCUCAGUGACCGUAUCUCCCUGGACAGAAGCAUCCCAGACUACAGGCCUAAAAAGUGUAAGCAGUUGACGUAUCCAGAGGACCUUCCUCAGAUCUCUGUGGUCUUCAUCUUCGUGAACGAGGCGCUGUCAGUGAUCCUGCGCUCCGUCCACAGUGUUGUCAACCACACACCAGCACAUGUGCUCAAGGAGAUCAUCCUGGUGGACGACAACAGUGACAGUGUGGAGCUGAAAUUCAACUUGGACCAGUAUGUGAACAAACGCUACCCGGGCCUGGUAAAGAUUGUGAGGAACAGCAAGCGGGAGGGCCUGAUCCGAGCCAGAAUACACGGCUGGAACGCGGCCACAGCUCCUGUCGUUGGGUUCUUUGAUGCCCACGUCGAGUUCAACACUGGCUGGGCUGAACCUAUUCUGACCCGAAUGAAGGAGGAUCACACCCGCAUCAUCCUGCCCGCCAUAGACAACAUCAAGUACAACACGUUUGAGGUGCAGCAGUACGCCAACGCCGCCCAUGGCUACAACUGGGGGCUGUGGUGUAUGUACAUCAUCCCACCACAGGAGUGGCUGGACAAGGGCGAUGAGACAGCCCCUAUCAGAACUCCAGCCAUGAUUGGAUGCUCCUUUGUGGUUGAUCGGGAAUACUUUGGUGAUAUUGGUCUGCUGGAUCCUGGAAUGGAGGUCUACGGAGGCGAGAACAUCGAGCUUGGCAUGCGGGUGUGGCAGUGUGGAGGGAGUAUGGAAGUCCUGCCAUGUGCCAGAGUGGCUCACAUCGAGCGCACCAAGAAGCCCUACAACAAUGACAUAGAUUACUACGCUAAGCGCAAUGCCCUGAGGGCCGCUGAGGUGUGGAUGGAUGAAUACAAAUCCCACGUCUACAUGGCCUGGAACAUUCCCAUGAACAACCCUGGGGUUGAUUUCGGGGAUGUCUCGGAGCGCUUGGCCUUAAGAAAAAGGCUGCAAUGUCGGAGUUUUCGCUGGUACCUUGAACACGUCUACCCAGAGAUGCGGAUCUACAACAACACCAUCACAUACGGCGAGGUGAGGAACAGCAAAGCUAGCGGCUACUGCCUGGACCAGGGCUCUGAGGACGACGACAAAGCCAUCCUCUACCCGUGCCACGGCAUGUCCUCGCAGCUUGCCCGCUACGCUACUGAGGGGCUUCUCCAGCUAGGACCCCUGGGGUCGACCACCUUCCUGCCUGACACAAAAUGCCUCGUUGACGAUGGCAGAGGACGAACUCCAAGACUGAAAAAAUGUGACGUUGUUGCAAGGAGUUCCCAGAGGCUUUGGGACUUUACACAGAACGGCCCAAUCAUCAGCAGGGACACCGGUCGAUGCUUGGAGGUUGAAAUGUCCAAGGAUGCCAACUUUGGCCUUCGCCUGGUGGUCCAGAGAUGCUCCGGUCAGAAGUGGAUGAUACGAAACUGGAUUAAGCAUCCUAGGCAUUGAAGGCCAGGGAACAACCUCUGAGACAGUUUGGGCAGUGUUUCAAGUCCCAGUUGGAUCUAAAAAUGUGGACUUUUCAGAGAGGAGCGGGGACUAGUGGUGCUAGUGUGGUAUUUCACACUAUACAGACUGCACAGCACACUGAGCUCCUCUACAGCCACAGAGCUUUCCAACAUUAAGUCUUAAAGGAAGAAUCUGAUCAAUUCAUGUGUUGCACUGAGCUGCAGGUUCACAGAGACCUUAUGGCAAACUGCAUUGCUUGAAAUGGCCCACAUUUCUGAUAUUCUGCUUCAUGUACAGAACUGAGUAACAAAACACCUGAGUGCAGCCCCUAAAGGUGGUUCAAGAACCAAGAAAUUAUUUUGUUUCUACUGUAAAACUAAUUAAUCUUUGGAGAUGAG